Molecule: messenger RNA, 1263 nt
Organism: Rosa chinensis
Lineage: Eukaryota; Viridiplantae; Streptophyta; Magnoliopsida; Rosales; Rosaceae
Product: NADPH-dependent aldo-keto reductase, chloroplastic
Exons: 7
Coding region: 76-1023 (315 amino acids)
Cellular component (GO): cytosol
Molecular function (GO): aldose reductase (NADPH) activity
Source: RefSeq, a predicted model, not a curated record
GUUAUGCUUUCUCUCUCCUCCUCUUCUAAACAAAGGCAGGGCCAGAAAUUGUUGCUCUGACUCUGAAAACUGAAGAUGGCGGACGAUAUUGGUUUCUUUGAGCUGAACACCGGAGCUAAGAUGCCUUCUUUUGGCUUAGGGACCUGGCAGGCCAGCCCUGGCUUGGUCGGUGACGCCGUCGCUGCCGCCAUCAAGGCAGGAUAUCGGCAUAUUGAUUGUGCUCCAGUCUAUGGCAAUGAGAAGGAGAUUGGUUUAGUUUUGAAGAAGCUGUUUGAAGACGGUGUGGUGAAGCGCGAGGAGUUGUGGAUUACCUCCAAACUAGCGUCUACUGAUCAUGCACCAGAAGAUGUACCGGAUGCAUUGGAUAGGACUUUGAGAGACUUGCAGCUUGAUUAUGUUGACUUGUACCUGAUCCACGGGCCAGUGCGGAUGAAGAAGGAUUCAGUAGGUUCUGGGCCUGAAAACCUUAUACAACCAGAUAUCCCUGCCACAUGGAGAGCAAUGGAAACUCUCUAUGAUUCGUGCAAGGCUCGAGCUAUUGGUGUGAGCAAUUUCGCUACAAAGAAGCUGUCAGAUUUGCUGGAUGUGGCACGAGUUCCUCCUGCUGUUAACCAAGUGGAGUGCCAUCCUUCAUGGCAGCAGGCCAAGCUACGAUCCUUCUGCAAAUCCAAGGGGGUUCACCUUUCUGGAUAUUCACCGCUGGGUUCUCCUGGCACAACAUUUAUCAAAGGCGAUGUCCUUAAGAAUCCGAUUCUUCUCGGUGUGGCAGAGAAGCUAGGCAAGACUCCUGCACAGAUUGCUCUUCGAUGGGGACUGCAAAUGGGUCAUAGUGUUCUUCCAAAGAGUACUAAUGAAGCAAGGAUCAAGGAGAAUCUUGAUGUCUUUGGCUGGUCUAUCCCAGAAGACUUGUUUGCCAAAUUUUCUGAAAUUGAGCAGGAAAGGCUAUUCGAUGGGACCAUUUUUGUACAUGACACUUUUGGACCCUAUAGAAGUGUGGAUGAACUCUGGGAUGGUGAAAUCUAGAAAUGCCAGAUGAGUGCUGAGCUUGGGAGCAUAUAUUUAAGAGUGAGAGUGGAUUUUUAUGAUUUGUAUGAGACCGUGAAUGGUUAUGGUACUUGUAUUCUUGUAAGCUCAGUGCUUUGCUUUGCUUGUCUUGAUGGCAACUUGAGCUAAAACAACUAUUGCUCAGCGUUGUGCUUGGCUUGUUGGACUAACCGAAUACACCAUGCUUUCCAAUGCUCAUAUUAUUCGAGCCUUCUGGGG